Durusdinium trenchii is the source of this 2076-nucleotide messenger RNA. NCBI's taxonomy places the organism in Eukaryota, Dinophyceae, Suessiales, Symbiodiniaceae. The record is from the annotation of a GenBank genome assembly.
CCGGUCACCCGGGGACAAACUUUACUUGCAAUCCGUACCGCUUUCUUAUUAACAUUAGCUUGCAUGGCUGGUUGUUUCGUGUCGUGUGAACAACCUGGUAACAGUGUGAUGUUUCUUUUGCAGGCCUUUCAGAGACUGUUGAAGUGUGGUUGCCGGGUUACAAAGUUUUGCUUUUGUUCGUUCGGCAGUGCAUUCAUGAAGCCCAGCAAAUGGUUGCACAAUAAGCCGUGGCUAGACAAACUUGCUGGACAGUGCAGUUGUGCGCAUCGGAACAACCAUUUUACAGUACAGGGUACUUUUACUCGGGAUUCUAUUCAUCUGUUCAACAGCCGGUGCAUGCCUGAUUCACAGACGGUGUAUGGCAAAAUACCUAAGCCAGGGGAGGCAGUAAGUAGAUUCUCAGCUGCAUACCCAGUGCCCCUGUGUCAGGUGAUGGCUGCAGGAAGUUCUGCAGCUCAUGCUGCAGGUGCGAUCCCGUCCGGACGGGACUGUUGCCUUGACCAUAGCCAUCGGCCCGUUGAGACCGCAGAUCAAGGGAUGCUGCGGAGUUGGUUUGAAGAUCCCGAGUGGGUGGAGGACAUCUGUGAAAGUUUGGAAUUCCGCGAACUUUACAGAUUUCGAUUCAAACGGAGCGGUCACAUCAAUUGCCUUGAAUGCAGAGUAUACAAGAGUUUUUUGAAGUUCUGCAGCAAAGCUCAUCCUAGAAGCCGUGUGGUAAGUUUUCUAGAUAGUCGUGUGACUACGGGAGCAGCCGCAAAGGGCAGGAGCUCUUCCAAAGCCCUCAGCAGAAUACUUCGCACUACUCUUGCUUAUGUGCUUGGUGGCUGUCUGUAUUCAGGUACAUUGCAUUGUCGGUCGGCAUGGAACCGUGCUGACGGCCCAUCACGUGAUCGGGACGUCCCAGGUCCUUCAAGGGAUGUCCCCAAGUGGCUGGAAGACCUUGAGUCUGGAAGUUUCCGGGCUUUUGAUGAGAUGGUCAGCCUGGCCCAGUGGUCACGCCCUGUUGGUCGGUGGAUCCGCUUGCUCCUCUUGGUGGCUGGCGAUGUUGAAAGGCGCCCCGGCCCUAGUACUCACCACUACACGCCGAGAGGCGAGUUGAACUUGAUGGGCGGGUUUGCAACAGCGACCUCAACACGCAUGGUGCGUUGUUUGGAGUUGUUCAGAGUGUGGUGUGUUGAGAAAGCUGGCGUGCCGUUCGAAGUUGUUUGCAGUUCAGCAGAGCAUGCGAAUCACGCCUUGAGGGCCUACGGACUGGAGCUUUUCAGGGAAGGCAGACCUAGAUAUCAACUGGUGUACGCCAUCACGGCGAUGCAGCAUUCUUUCCCCGAGUUUCGUCGUUCUUUGACUGGAGCAUGGCAAGUCGACCUGAAAUGGCAGUUUGCUGAACCGGGCCAGUGCAGAGCGGUGCUCUCUGCCCCAAUUCUGCGGGCCGUCUUGACAGUCGCGUUGCUCUGGAAUUGGUACGCGUUUGCCGGAAUCGUGGCUCUCGGUUUCGGAGGAAUGUUGCAUCCGGCUGAGUUCCUGGCUUUGACCAGAAAAGACUUAGUCUUCCCUGAGGACGCUUUGUUCCAGCAGAAGUCCAUGUACGUGUUCGUGAAGAACCCCAAAACAGCUCGUUUCGCAAGGCGACAACACGCUCGGAUUGAUGACGAGAGUUUGAUCUUCCUGGCGCGUUGUAUCUUCGGUCCUUUACCACUUGACAUGCGAUUGUUUGGAGCCUCACCAGCUGUAUUCAGACGACAGUGGAACUGUCUCUUCGAUCAUCUUGGAAUCCCCCGUCGCCAAGCCGCUCGUGGAGCGACACCGGGGGUGCUGAGGGGGAGCGGUGCCACUCACGAGUACUUGCAGACUUCAGACAUUGCGCAGAUUCAGUGGAAAGGACGUUGGAGUCGCCUUCGGACGCUGGAAUAUUACAUCCAGGAGGUUGCUGCUCAGCUGUUCAUGUUUGAGCUCCCGGUGGAAACUCGUCAUCGCAUUACGAUGCUUGAAUCACAGUUGAGCGUUGUUCUUGAGCACUUGUUUUCAUUUGAGCUAAAAUUGUUUGCGCAGCAGUAUUCUGGAAAUGGAAAGCAAUAG